Eimeria mitis is the source of this 1533-nucleotide messenger RNA. RefSeq lists its product as uncharacterized. Bases 1 to 1533 code for a protein of 510 amino acids. The transcript is spliced from 3 exons. NCBI's taxonomy places the organism in Eukaryota, Apicomplexa, Conoidasida, Eucoccidiorida, Eimeriidae. The record is from RefSeq and is a predicted model, not a curated record.
AUGGCCCGAAGAUACGAUCCAGUAGAUGAGGAUAAGCCAGGAUCUUUGGCCACUCUGACACCACAAUCAUCCCCCAGCUUAUUUGAAUUGACUGCCGCUUCUUCACCACCGGACUCACGCCAGCUCAAGGUUGAUGCGGUGCGGGAGUUACCAAAACCGGGGCAACAUCGUGGCAAAUUUUUAGUUGGAGCACUGGCAUCCAUUGUUUCACUAGUGGCGGUUUUGGCCUUGUUGGCCUUGUGUCGGUCCAGCCAGAAGAAACUAAACUCCGGGGGAGCAGCACAACGAAACCUUUCCGAUAUGGAAGAUGAAGAAAACAUCUCGAGUAUUAUAGAGCAAUGCCUGGAUUUGGAGGAGGAGCUUGGCCUUCGGCCAGCUGCUUCACCACCUACUGACGAAGCGGGCGAGGGGAAGGCUAAGCUCCUCGCCAUGCUGUAUGAGUCUUCAGCCACUUUUGAACAGAUGCGGGUUAUUGCCUCACAGAAGCGGGAAGGUGACCUUCACCCGCCUCCACCUAAGAUUCCGCGGCUUACUGAGUCAUGGGCGUCUGACCCGCACUCACAAAGGCCGGCUGGGGCAUUUCUGUCACACCCUAGUGGAAUGGCAGUGGGCGGUGCAGCCAGUGCUUUGGAUGCAGAUGCCUGGGUGGAGGAGGAGUCUGGGCUAGUGUCUGUUGAAGCCGUCGACAAAUCGUACACAACAAAUCAGGAAGGAAAGCCAGGAGAGACACGCAUAAGCCCGCCGUCGAGUUUCGCGUUUGGCGAAGGACAUAGCGGUGAUGACGCGACAACGCCUGAAGCGUGGCUCGACGACUCCUCGGCGAACACGGAUGAACAGGACCUCCAACAAACAGUAGUGAGCACUGUGGCACGACAUCCAACGGUGGAGACGAGCUCAGUUGCUUCCACCAGUGCAAGGGACAUUCGUGAGCAUCCUUUUGUGCGGCUGCCAGUGGUGAAUCCUGAGGACAUCCCCAGACAUUUCAGCGAACUUGGUUCCCUGCCAUGUGAUAUGCUUUUGGAUAGCCCAAUGGAUGCAUACAUGACAAUGCGCAGUUUGUUUGCCAAGCCUUCGCUGACGGCUGAAGAUGUGGAUACGCUCAUGGUGAAAGCGGAUAUAUUGGUAAAGUACGCGACACACAAACUCGCACGACCAGAUAGGAGAUUCAAAGCUUGCACCCUGUUUAUGAAACUCUCUUCUUUGUUUAUGAUAUUUGACCAGCUGGUUUGUACAAUUGAGCUUCUAGGCGACAAGAUGGAUACCGACAGAUGGUGGCCUGCGUUUGUACAGCAGUUCCAAACGGACUACAUCUUUCCUGAACACGUGCCGUCCCCCAAGUCAAGAAUGCUGAACAGGCUGGUCAAUCGACUGAGUUCUGCGUUGGAAAUAUAUAAGGAAGGACGACGCCCGCCACUUGAGGAAGUAAUUGAUCUGAAGAGGGCCAUUAUUACCCACGCGUACAAAGAUAGCCAACUGGCGAACCCCCUGUGGAAAGUCUGGAUUCAGGAUGACCAUGAAUUCUUUUCUUCUUGA